Entamoeba invadens IP1 is the source of this 1212-nucleotide messenger RNA. RefSeq names its product COP9 signalosome complex subunit, putative. Gene Ontology annotation, biological process: ubiquitin-dependent protein catabolic process. Lineage: Eukaryota; Evosea; Mastigamoebida; Endamoebidae. The transcript is spliced from 2 exons. The coding region runs from base 1 to 1212 and encodes 403 amino acids. Gene Ontology annotation, cellular component: COP9 signalosome. The record is from RefSeq and is a predicted model, not a curated record.
AUGUCGAAAGAGAAACAAAAAGUUGAGUUAAACAGCGUGUUGGGGUACCCACAGGACGUUCUUUUGAGUGAGAUAAAAUCUCUUGCCUUCUCACCGAAAACAUUUGAAAAAUAUAGCGAACUUUUAACGGCCUAUAAGCCUAACGAAUUUCCGUGCAGUCAUUGUCUUAUUUUACGUGAACAAACAAGAACACUCAAUGACAAGAAUUUACAGAAGUUCAUGUCAGAAGUCGACGCUUACAUCACAACUGUUAAAGUAGAGAAUUUUGCGAGUGCGGAAUCUCUCUUUUUGGAGAUGUUACACAAGACAGAAGUGUAUUCACAGCGCAACGGAAAUCUCAUCACAAAAAUGUCGCCAGUGAUUGAAAAGUUGUUGUCUCGGGUCGAGUAUGGCAUCUUGUCGCCAUACCAUUCAUUCCAAGCUCAUAUCUUAUACUCCACAAAGCAAUAUGAUAUUGGGAAAGUGUUAUAUUGCACCAAAUACAAAGGGGUAGCUCCUGGAAUGGAUUCGUUUUCUCUUCAAAUGUAUUUGUACUACGUUGGAUGUAUAGCCUUGAACAAUCGAGACUUACGUGACGCUUUAUUCUUAUUCCACCAAUGUGUCGUCUGUCCAAAUAAAUCAUUGACCACUCCAGCUUUGUGUGCUUGGAAGAAAGCCACUUUGCUCUCUUUAAUUGUUCGUCACACUCAAUACAACACAAAUGGGUAUCUCGCCUUCUUUGUAGAUAAUUAUAAGGAAGCCACCGUGUACAUAACUUUAAGUGAACAGUUCAGUGCGGGUGUCGAUAAGCUUCAAAACGUCAUCGAAAUGUUUUCCCCACAACUCAAGUCAGAUGGCAACUUUGGCUUGGCUAAACAAGUCCUUGUCGCUGCCGUGUUGAAUGGCUUCGACAACGUGUCAAAAGCUUUUUCGACAAUCGCCAUCGACCAACUUGCAAAAAGAGUGCAUUUGACACAAAAUGAGUUGAAGAAGUUCAUUAAAGCGAUGACCGAGAAAGAUUUGCUCACCAUCACCUUGUCACAAGACGUCGUCACUUUCAAAGAGAAGCCUGUUAACGACAAAACCAUUACUGAACUCUUCCAACAGUUAGUCGAGUGUGAGGCCAUCUUCGGGUUUAUGAAACAGCACAUCGCAAUCAAAGAAGAAGAAAUCGCCAGUGCAAAAUCCGCUCAAAAAGCAAAAGAAGUCAAAGACAAGAAGCAAACUGCAUAA